Messenger RNA from Biomphalaria glabrata, 1352 nucleotides. RefSeq lists its product as uncharacterized. The transcript has 3 exons. Bases 271 to 1239 code for a protein of 322 amino acids. The record is from RefSeq and is a predicted model, not a curated record. NCBI's taxonomy places the organism in Eukaryota, Metazoa, Mollusca, Gastropoda, Planorbidae.
GUGUUGUUGCGACCACUGGAUACACAGAAGCAGGAUACAACCGCAAGCAUUUUCAUUCAUUGGAGUGACCUACAUUUGUAGCUACAUAUUUCAAACGUAAAAUGUAAGGUCCUGCGACAUAGAUCUCAUUGAUCUUGUUUUUUUUUUUUUCAAGUCAUUGAGAACUAUGAACAAUUGUAGUCAAGGGAAAAACUGGUUUCCCUUUUCAAAAACAUUAAAAAUUCAACUGUCAAUGUAAAGAUUACGCAGUACUGACCACACAAUGAACUCAUGGGUCUGUUCCAAACAAAAUUUGAUUAUGGGACCCAUGAAACUGGUUUUCCGAAUGCAGAUGACGUAAACAGUGAAGUUGAACUACCUGAUAACUGCCAUAAAGAUCACACAAAAUAUUUUCUGGUGACCAGACUCCGUCUCGAGAAUUUACCAGAAGUGUACCGGGAGCCAGACCUGUUCGAUCUGAUACAAUGUAUAGCAGAACUGACUGUCAAAAUAAUUGUAAAAUUUUGCAGUGCAAAGAGAAGACAGUAUUGGAUGGGGACAGAAGCAGAAUACCCUGGCUACAAAGAUCGGGGAGGCAAAAGUCGACUCAUUGGAAGUGGUCGAAUAUGUGAUGUGGUAAAGGUCGAAAACGAUGAGAUGAAAUGCCCUUGUAAAGAUUGCAAGAAGGCUAACACUGAAAAGCGUGAUGUCUGGAACAUACAUGUGUUUACCGCGACUCACGUGGUCUAUGAUUCCGAGGAAGCAAUACAAUCUGAAGUUAAAAUUAUUUACAAUAGUAGCGACAAAAAGGAGCAAAUGUUUCACGGUGUUAAAACGAUAUGGUCCAAUGCGUUGGGGGAUCUCUGCGUGCUGUCGUGUGUGACCUGCAAUCAAACGUUAGCCACCCAACUGCUCCAGACAAUCAAACAGUUUAAUAUUCUGUGGAGUCGCAUCAGAGUAAACUACAAGAAUGAUAAGAAAUUGGAGUCCAGACAGAGAAAAUACAAAGAUAGGAUUGUGGUGAUUGUGUCUCAUCCUCACGGUCGUGAUAAAAGUGUUUCCUUUGAUAAAUUAGAAACUCGUGUAGGGAAACGGAUUUAUCUCGACAGAGGCUGGCAUUUAAACUACAAGGCUAGCACCUGUACCGGAAGUAGUGGAGCCCCAGUUUAUCUCUAUGGAAUGGACUGUUUCACUACGGAGUAUGUUCACAGUGGCAGUAAUGGUGAUUAUAAUUACAGCACUACUUGGUGCCCGAAAUAGAACUUUCUGAACUCAAAAGUUUUUGUUGAUUUCAUUGUAUUAAAGGGAAUAGUUUUGUUAUUAUUUUUAAAAAAUCUAAAACAUAAAAUAAUAAUAGUAAUUGAUCACUAAUA